Messenger RNA from Rotaria sp. Silwood1, 633 nucleotides. The record is from the annotation of a GenBank genome assembly. Lineage: Eukaryota; Metazoa; Rotifera; Eurotatoria; Philodinida; Philodinidae.
AUGUCGUCUGUCAAUACCGGUACAACAGGCGUAACGACUCGCUAUUGGGAUUGUUGCAAAGCAAGUUGUGCCUGGCCAGGCAAAGCCCAAGUUACGAAUCCCGUGAAAACAUGUUCUUCAGAUGGUGUUACUGCCGUCGAUUCUAAUGCACAAUCGGGUUGCGACGGUGGUAACGCUUAUAUGUGUAAUAAUCAACAGCCAUGGAGUGUCAAUACCACGCUAGCCUACGGUUAUGCUGCUGCUAAUAUAGCUGGCCAGUCGGAGGCUACAUGGUGUUGUGCUUGCUAUGCACUGCAUUUCACAUCAGGUUCCGUGAUUGGUAAGCAACUCGUCGUUCAAGUAACAAAUACUGGCGGUGAUCUUGGAAACAAUCAUUUUGAUCUUCAAAUGCCAGGUGGAGGAGUAGGUAUUUUCAACGGAUGUAUAAGGCAGUUUCCCGGCAAUUAUAGUUGGGGUGCACAAUAUGGCGGUGUUAAUCAGCGGUCAGAUUGUGCCAAACUACCAGCUGUAAUUCAAGUGGGUUGCUAUUGGCGUUUCGAUUGGUUCAUGAAUGCCGAUAACCCAACAAUGACUUUUCGUGCAGUACCGUGUCCAACUGCUCUCACUGCAAACACUCAAUGCAUUCGAAAUUGA